Messenger RNA from Carcharodon carcharias (great white shark), 3291 nucleotides. It is a transcript of the gene lars2, whose product is annotated as leucyl-tRNA synthetase 2, mitochondrial. The record is from RefSeq and is a predicted model, not a curated record. Gene Ontology annotation, molecular function: aminoacyl-tRNA deacylase activity; leucine-tRNA ligase activity; ATP binding. Gene Ontology annotation, cellular component: mitochondrion. The coding region runs from base 81 to 2795 and encodes 904 amino acids. Gene Ontology annotation, biological process: leucyl-tRNA aminoacylation; mitochondrial translation. The transcript is spliced from 21 exons. Lineage: Eukaryota; Metazoa; Chordata; Chondrichthyes; Lamniformes; Lamnidae.
GCCCGGAUGUGGCUGAAAUAAAGUUUUGUUGAGAAAGCCGGCAAGAUGGCGGCGCCCAGGGAGUGAGGUGUCUACAAAAGAUGAUGGCUGUCCUACAGAAGCUGGGGCCUUGCUCUUCCUGCUUGAAAAAAACUUUUUGUGGCUGGACCAGUUCAAUCAAGCAGUAUGGGAGGCAAGUACUGGGACACAGCAGAAGCAUUUCCGGAGAGGCAGGACCUUGGGAAAGGGAGUAUAGAUCUGAAACGAGGAAACGUGUAGAAGAACACUGGCACACACGACUAAAGGAGCAAUUCCAGGUGAUCUCUGAAACGGAUAAAUCAAAGCCAAAAUAUUAUGUCCUUUCCAUGUUCCCAUACCCUUCUGGGAAACUCCACAUGGGCCAUGUUCGAGUCUACACAAUCAGUGACACAAUGGCCCACUUCCAGAGAAUGCGUGGAUUUCAGGUCUUGCACCCAAUGGGAUGGGAUGCAUUUGGUUUGCCUGCUGAAAAUGCUGCAAUUGAGCAUGGCCUGGAUCCAGAAGAAUGGACAAAAAGUAAUAUUGCACACAUGAGAGAACAGCUUCAUAGCCUUGGUCUGUGUUUUGACUGGAAGAAAGAGGUGACCACCUGUCAGCCUGAUUACUACAAGUGGACCCAAUUCCUCUUCCUCAAGUUGCAUGCGGCUGGCAUGGCGUACCAAAAGGAAGGACUGGUGAACUGGGACCCAGUGGAUCAGACGGUGCUAGCAGAUGAGCAAGUGGAUGAGAAUGGCUGUUCCUGGCGUUCUGGGGCUAAAGUUGAACAGAGGUACCUCAAGCAGUGGUUUAUUAAGACGACAAACUAUGCAAAGUACUUACUGGAUGCCCUGGAAGAUCUUCCUGAUUGGUGUGGUGUCAAAGAAAUGCAAGCAAACUGGAUUGGAUCUUGCACUGGAUGCUACUUUGACUUUGAGCUGAAGGUAAAUGGAAAACACGUUGGUGAAAAGCUCCCUGCAUAUGCCUGCAGCCCAGAUGCGGUUUAUGGUGCAUCCCAUCUUUCUAUCCUACCCAGCCACAGAUUGCUGCAUAGCAAUGGUCACCUGCAACACAUUCUUCAAAAGUGUUUUGUACCUGACAUAGACUGCCAGACCCCAGUGACGGGGGUAAACCUUUUAAAUGGCCAGGAGAUUCCUGUUGUCAUUUCAGCCAAGCAAGAGUUUGAAGGCCACUUAGACACAGUCCUAGCUAUUCCCAGCCUUAGUCCGGAAGAUGCAGCAGCUGCAGAAAAGUUGGGUCUGGAAUGGCGAGAGGUCUUUGAAACCCUGCCUGACGGCACGGAGCAGUUACAGAAUUGUGCUGAGUUCACAGGACUUGAUAGACGGUCUGCAACUCAGGCCAUCUUGAAACGUGCAAGAGACCUUGGAAUCGGUGGCUACCUCACAAGCCCAAAAAUGCGGGACUGGUUGAUAUCUCGGCAGCGUUACUGGGGCACUCCUAUUCCCAUCGUCCAUUGCCAGACUUGUGGCACCGUACCCGUCCCUUAUGAAGACCUGCCUGUGCUUUUACCCAAGAUUAAGUCGUUUACAGCUAAAGGGCUUUCCCCAUUAACUACAGCCUCCGAGUGGUUCAACUGUACCUGUCCUAAAUGUAAGGGCCCUGCCCAACGAGAGACUGAUACCAUGGAUACAUUUGUGGAUUCAGCUUGGUAUUACUACAGAUACACUGACUCUCAUAAUAGUGAAAAGCCCUUUGAUAAGGCGCCAGCGGACUUCUGGAUGCCUGUAGAUCUGUACAUCGGUGGGAAAGAGCAUGCUGUCAUGCAUCUGUACUAUGCAAGAUUUAUUAGUCAUUUCUGCAAUGAUCAAAACAUGGUGAAAUACAGGGAACCUUUCCGCAAGCUCCUGGUGCACGGACUUAUAAAGGGGAAAACAUUCCGAACCAUCUCAAGUGGCCAAUAUCUGAAGAAAGAGGAAAUAAGUUUCGGUGGCCCUGACCCACUGCACGCCAGGACCUCCGAGAAACUGCAGAUCACCUGGGAAAAAAUGAGCAAAUCCAAGCACAAUGGCAUUGACCCAGCAGAAAUGAUCCAGCAGUAUGGGAUUGACACUGUUCGCCUGUACAUCCUGUAUGCCGCCCCUCCUGAGCAGGAUAUCCUGUGGGACGUUAAAACGGAUGCCAUUCCAGGUGUAUUGAGGUGGCAAGUUCGGCUUUGGGCCCUGGUUACCAAGCUGAUUGACGCUCGGAACGCUGGAAUGAUGCCCAGUCCUGACCUGCUGAGCAAAAAGGAGAAAGAAGACGCCAAGAAAAUAUGGCAGAGCAAAAACUACACAGUAUCGCAGGUAACCAGUAACAUGACGGAGGAUUUCCUGUUGAAUGCUGCAAUCGCCCGGCUAAUGGGCCUCACAAACACUUUAUCACAAAGUUCUUCUCAAGUGAUACUGCACAGCACUGAGUAUGAAGAUGCCCUGGCUACCUUGUGUAUUAUGACUGCUCCCAUGGCUCCAUACCUAGCAUCAGAGUUGUGGAAAGGUCUCUCCAGUGUCCAGAAUAAGCUUACCGUUCACUAUCAGUGGGGUACAGAUGUGCUGUUUCAACAGUGGCCAAGCGUGGACCCAGUGUAUCUACAGCAGCCAGACAUUGUGCAGAUGAUUGUCAGGAUUAACAACAAGGUCUGUGGCUCAGUAAACUUGCCGCAACAAGUGGUCAAGAAUGCAGAGAGUGUGCAGGAGCUGAUUCUUCAAAGUGAACUGGGGAUCAGACAGCUCCGGGGACGAGCCAUCAAGAAAGCCAUCCUGUCUCCCAGGACCGCACUCAUCAAUUUCCUCGUGGAGGAAUAACAGAGCUGCUUACGUUUUUAAAACAUUGUGUGCCUUGGACUUAUGUUUCCUUCAAAGCGAAGCCCAUCAAUUCUCACCGUAAACUCAUUAUUUGAAGCAACGAAUGGAGCCCAAAAGCUGUGCCCUGGAACUCAGGGGAUGAUCAAAGCCAUGGCUCAGAUUUCGCAGUUAUUUUUUCCGGCUCUUUCCUCUAGCUUGUGAACCUACAGUCAGGGUUUGGCUGUGACAGUGCAGUGAAACUCUCUCGUGAUGAAAUGCUAUUGACAAUGGCAUUGAUCGGUCAAUCCUUUAGGCUAGAGUGAAGCACAAGUGAUGGAGAAUGGCCAACAGCAAUGAACAAGAGACUAAAAAAGCUAUUGAGUCAAGAAAUCAAAGCAUUUUGGCUCCAUCUUUAUAGUGCAAAAUUGGUGAUUGUUUCCAGGCCCACAUUCUGCAAAUUUGAUGUUCCAAUCACACUCAACUAUUUUGUAAAUUUAAUAAAUCUCAUUAAAUGUAA